AUGUGCUCCGUGCAGGGGAUCCCCAGUCCCGGCACCACCAUCGGCCUGAGGGUCUCCUUCGUGGACGUUCACCCGGAGGUGCCGCUAGUGCGGCUGUGGGGCCUGCUGGGCGAGCGCCGGGAGGAGUAUGCCCGGCUGCACCAGGACAUCCAGGCUAAGGCCGGGCCGCGCCUGGUCGGCGCCCCGGGAGCCGUCUGGCCGGCGGCGGGGGCCGGGCUGUGCUCGGGGGACCUGUGCCUGGUGGAACUAGGGGACCAUUGGCACCGCUGCCGGGUCGUGAGCCGCCAAGGCCAGCGCUGCCGAGUCUUCCUGCUGGACGAGGGUCGCACGGUGGCGGCCGACGCCUACUACUUGGCCCGGGGCAGGGACGAAUUCUUCCACCUGCCCUCCGAGGUGCUGGGCUGCGUGCUGGCCGACCUGGUGCCGCCGGGAGACGGGGCGGCCGUGGCGGGCAGCGGGGAGCAGCCGGCCGCCAGCUGGACGGCGGGCGCCCUGGAGUUCCUGAACUACCUGCACGCCAAGGAGGUGUCGGGGCUGGUGCGAGAGGUGCUGAUGCCGCAGUGCCUGGUGCUGCUCGAGCUGCCUUCGCUGCUGGCCCAGAUGCACCACCUGGGCCUGGCCAAGCAGGUCACUCCCAGCUGCUUCCGAGCCCUGCUCAAGCGCUGCCUGGCAGCGCCCUGCCUGCACGGCCAGCCCAAGCCGGAGCCCCCCGGCCCUACUUCGGCUCAGCAGUACCCUCUUGCUACCACUCCCCAGCCGGGCCCGGCCGCCCUGGAUUUCUUCUACCCACGGCUGCAGCUGGGGGUGACUGAGCCGGUGCUAGUGACCCAGAUCUCCGACCCGCACCACGUCUAUUGCCAGCUGCAGAGCCUCUCCCAGGAGAUCCAACGCCUCUCGGACUCCUUGCACCAGAGGUACGAGGCGGCGGCCAGGCGGGAGCAGGAUCCGCUACCCAAGCCGGGCGCCCCUUGCGCCGCACGCUGCAUAGACGGGCGCUGGUACCGCGCGCUGUUGCUGGAGAUCUUCCCCGGGGAGCAGGGUCGGCUGGUGGCCCAGGUGAUCUGCGUGGACUACGGCAGGAAGGAGUUCGUCAUCGGGGCUAACCUCCGCCGCCUGCCCCUGGAGUGUUUCCGCAUGCCGGUAGUGACCUACCCGUGCGCCCUGCAGGGCAUCUCGGACAGGGGCUGCGGCUGGUCCUGCUCCCAGCUCAGCGGGCUCAAGGCGCUGCUGCUGGGCAAGGCGGUGAGCGCUCGCAUCGAAACCUACAGUCCCUUCGAGCACCUCUACUACGUGAACCUGUAUGGGGAGAACGGCCUCAACCUGAACUGCCUCUACGGGGUGCAGAGCGGCUGUCUGGCCCACAGCCUGCUGCGGGGCGGCCAGGGAGCGCAGGAGCGGCCGGAAGAGGAGGACGCCGCCCCUCCUAAGGAGCUGGGGCCGCCGCCGGACACACUCCCCACAACUACGGCUCAGAGGGACCCGGCCACUGCCCACCUGCCGGGCGUGCGGGUGAAGGUGGGAGUGUUCUACCAUGCCAAGGUGUCCUUCGUCCGAGACCCGUCCGAGUUCUGGCUGCGGCUGAAGGAGCACCUCCUGCCCUUCAGCCAGCUGAUGCGGAGCAUGAGCGACUUCUACUCCCGAGCCCAGAAGCUGGACGGCAUCGUCCUGGAGCCCCAGCCGAGAUCCCUGUGCUGCGCCAAGUGGAAGGAGAACGCCUACUAUCGGGCCGUUAUCACCAGUGUGCUGGGGAAUGGGGUGGAAGUGCACCUGGUGGAUAGAGGCAACAGGGAGAUCUUGGAUUGGUAUGAGGUAAAGGAGCUGCUGCCUCAGUUCAGGGAGCUGCCUGCUGUAGCUCUGAAGUGCUGUUUGGCAGAUGUCUCUCCCCUGGGAGAGACAUGGAGUAAAGAGUCUGUGGCUCACUUUAAAAGGGCAGUGCAGAGCAAAGAGCUGUUGAUCCAGGUGUUGGGUACGCAGGGUGACAAGCAUGUGAUUGAAAUUCUUGACCAGUCUCAAACAGGGGAGAAAAAUAUAAGCAAAAUUUUGUCCCAAGGAGGCUAUGCAAAAUUCCAAGGGUCUGAGAUUCCAGACACUCUUCAGAAAUUAUCUGUUCAGUCUCUGAGGCAGGAUCCCAAAGAAUAUACUGGCGAGGGGGAGCUAGUAAGUUCAACAGCCAGGAAGAGUGGCGUGCAAACCAAAACAAUAAGAGACAAUAUAGCGCUGAACCCCUCUGUGCCUUUGACAGUCAAAGACCAGCCUACUGCAGAAAAUUGCCAUUUAUCAAGUGACUCAGCUCCUGAUGAAAAAAAAAUUAAGGGAAACCUAAAUCUGCCCUCCUCUCUUAUACAGUACUACUUGGAAAUAAAACCAGGAUCUCCUUAUGAAGGUCAGCUGGAAGUUGGUAGUACAGUUCAGGUGAUAAUAUCUUAUGUUGAAAGUCCUGGCUACUUUUGGUGUCAGUUGAGGAGAAACAACCAAGAACUUAAGUCAUUAAUGGCUGAAAUUCAGGAUUAUUGCAAGACUUCAGCACAGCCAUAUUGUUGGGCAAGUCCAGUGUGUUUAGCUAAGUAUUCAGAGGAUGAGAAAUGGUACAGAGCUUUGAUUAUUAGUGGAGAGUGUUCUACAGAACAGGUAGAAGUAAUAUAUGUUGACUAUGGGAACAAGGAGCUGGUUUCUGUAAAGAAUCUCUGCUCAAUUAAUGCAAACUUUCUGAAAUUAAAGGCUCAGGCUUUCAGAUGCAGCCUUUACAAUUUAAUCCAACCAAAUGGUCAGGAUCCUUUUGUUUGGGAUGAAAAAGCAAUCCAAGCUUUUCAGGAGUUUGUUGAUGACACAGCAGAUCAUUUGGAACUGAAGUGUACAAUAUUUGCUCUAGCUGCCAUAAACAAUAAAGAGCUAUUUAAUGUUGUGGACUUAAUUACACCUUUUCAGAGUGUGUGCCAUUUUUUAACCGAGAAAGGGUUGGCCAGACCUGUACCGUCUCAAAAACCUCUGGCAUCCACCAUUCAGCUACACUCUUACUAUUAUUCUACACAUGACAUCAAAAUUGGAAGUGAAGAAGAGAUUUAUGUAACACAUGUUGACAAUCCAUGGAAAUUUUACUGCCAACUUGCCAGAAGUGCAGAUGUCCUAGAACUGCUCACAAAUAACAUUGGUCGACUAAGCAAAGUACUGCACAGUUUAAAAAUGUCACAAAACCCCGGAAACCUAUAUCUUGCAAGGUAUACUGACAAUCACUGGUACAGAGGAGCAGUUUUGAAAACCAAGCCUAAUAAAGAAGUCAUCUUUGUAGACUUUGGGAAUACACAGGUGGUAAAGAAAGAAGACUUGAUUCCUAUACCUAGUGAUGCAUAUGAUAUCUUACUUUUGCCAAUGCAAGCUAUAAAAUGUUCACUAUCUGAUAUCUCUAAUGUACCGAAAGAAGCUACCACAUGGUUUGAAACUGCUGUCUUGCAUAAGCCUUUAAAGAUGAUAGUGGUAGCAAAAGAAUCUGAUGGAAGGCUGAUAGUUGAACUGUAUGAUGGCAAUAUUCAAAUUAAUGCAAAAAUUAAAGAGGGUUUAAGCUUACCAAGAAAUAGAGAGUCUAACAAAUAUGUAGAAAAUGAAACUCUACAUUCUAAAAACAUAAAUGCUAAAGAGAGGAAUGAAAACAUGAAGUCAUCAUCAACAUACAUGAGAAAGUCUGAGACUAAACCUUGGAGAUCUGAAAUCCAAGGAGAAGACUGCAAUACCAAAACCAGCUUUGUAUGUAAGGAUGUAAAACACUUCCAACCUGCUGCAAAAAGAGAGUUGUCAACCAAGUUUCUAGGAUCUGUGGAAAGAUUUAACAGUAACAAAGUUUUUCCCUCAGCAAGUACUUCGUUAAUAGGUAAAAAAGUAGAUGAAAAUAGAUCUUUACGCUUUAUAAAGAAAGAGAUAAAGUCUGAUAUUAAACCUGAUACUGUUAAAACUAGAAAUCAAGAAGAAAAUAGUACACUUUUCCCAAUUAAAAGCAUAUGUGACUUGCCUCCAAGGAACUUAGUGCCUGGUCUGAAGACUUUAGUAUACAUUUCUCAUGUAAAUAACCCUUCAGAUUUUUAUAUUCAAUUAGCAAGUGAUGAAUCUCAACUUAACAAUAUUUCAGAAGGAUUAAACAAUAAAACAGGAACAGAGAGUCUCAGUCAACAACAGAUGCAAGUAGGAGACUUAAUUGGUGCCGUUUUUUCAGAAGAUGGCUUGUGGUAUCGAGCUGUAGUAAAAGAAAAACUAUCUGAUGAACAGAUAAGUGUACAAUAUAUAGAUUAUGGCAACACUUCCGUAGUUAAUGUUUGUGAAACAAAUAGACUGCUUGAAAAAUAUUCAUCAAUUCCAAUGAUGAGUAUUCAUUCUUCACUGGCUGGAGUUCAGUCCAAACAGUUUACAAAUUGGACACAGGAAGCAGUGAGUUAUUUUUCAGAAAGAACAAGUGAAGUUAAAAUAAACUGUGAAUUUGUAGAGAAACUCAAAGACAGAUGGGAAAUUGUUCUCUAUGACGAGCAAGGUAUGAUAGCAGUGGAUCUGAUUAAUGAAACCUUUGGAAUGAGAGAAGAAUCUCAGUCAACAGAAGCACUUGACAGAAGAGAGAGUGGUGCUGAUGUGGCAAAUCAGUGUGAACCUCUGCCUUUUGAAGAGAAAAAUAAAGCUUCUAGUAUAACUGACACUAAAUCAUUCUUCUGGAAGAUUCCAGAGGUAGCUCAGACUGUAGAAACCUAUGUCACUGUUGUAAAGGGCCCAGAAUACUUUUGGUGUCAGAUGGCUGACGCAGAUAAUAUAAACUACUUAGAAAAAAAACUACAGGAAACUGGAGAACUUGAAAUAAGCAGUGUGGAUGACUUCAGGUCUAGUAUUAGAAGUGGUGAUAUUUGCAUAGCAAAGUAUAGUGAAGAUGGAAAACUUUACAGAGCAAAAGUUAGCAGCGUAAAAGGUAACAACCUAACUGUCAGACAUGUGGAUUAUGGAUCUGAGGAACUUGUUGGCAGAGAGAUGAUUAGACAAAUUCCUGAUCAAUUGCUUACAAUACCUAUGCAAGCAUUUCCAUGCUGUCUAUCUGGAUUUAAUUCCCCAGAGGGUUCAUGGAGUAAUGAAGCAAAAGACAAGUUCUAUGACAUGACUGCAGAAUAUUUACUAGAGGUUACAGUAAUGGAAAUACAAAAGGAUAACUCUUCUGAAAUUCCCUUAUCUGUUGUUAAACUGGAAUGUAACGGAAAAAACAUUAAUGAGGAGAUGAAACGUUUUUGGCAGUAUAACACUGACACGACUUUGGCAAACAUUCAGAACGCUUUCAGUGAAAAGAAUGAGGGUCCAGGGACAGAUAAUACAGAUGCUGUUUGCCUUGAAAGAGCUGCGGCUUCUACUGGAGUUGCUGAGCAAGAAAAUAGUGCUCUGCAGGAUGCUUUACUCUGUGCAGAACCAUUCCACCUGACAGACAGUGGAUGUCUAAAUACUGCAGGAAUUGAAGAAGUGAUUCUCAAAACUGCUAAUGAGCAUCAGACCAAUUUUGAAAUACUUAAUAAAGUGGAGAAUCCUUUAUUGAAAAAAGAGAGUGAUAGCGAAACAAAGGUAUAUGUAGAACCGAAAACAUCUGAACCACAGCUUCUUGCCAAUAGUGAAACAAAGGACUUAGAUCUUGAGCCAUCUGAAGCACAGUUCUUGGAGGAUGACGAACUCAAAGCAGAGACGUUAGAAUUAUCACUUGAAGUACAGUCUCUCCUGGGUGAAGAAAGAAAGGAGCAGUUGGCACUUCCAUCAGCUGAGGUGCAUCCUUCCCUGGAUGAGAAUGUGAAGCUGUUGGAAAUGGAGCAGUUACAAAUGCACUCUUCACUUGAUGAACUUAAAAAGCUCUUACUGGAGCUAGAGUCACUCGAAGUGUACCCUUCCUUGGGUGACAAAACAAAAGAGAUUCUGGAACUGGAGUCAUUAGAAAUGCAGACUUCCUUGACCGAUGAAACAAAGGAAAAAUUGUCAGAACUGGAAUCACUCCAAGUACAGCUUUUGGAUGAUGAAACAGGGGAGCUAAUGAACCUGAAAUCACUUGAAGUGUCACCUUCAUUUAGUAAUAGAGAGAAUUGGUUGGAAAUGGAGUCAUCACUUGAAAUACAGCCUGUAUGCGGUGAUGAAAGAGGGAAACUAUUUGAACUGAUACCAUGUGAGGAGCAGAUUUCCUUGGGUGAAGAAACAAAGGAGAGAGUGGAUUGGGACUUGGACUUGCUUGAAGUUCAUCAAAUGAAAGCUGUACCAACUGAGUUGGAAGUGGAGUCUGCCCUAGUAAAAACUUUACUUAGUAAUGGAGCCAGAAAGGAGCUGGAACCAGAGAUGCACAAAGUACAGUCUUUGCUUGGUGCUGAAAGAAAAGAGGUAUUGGAACUGAUGCCAUUGGAAGUGCAGGCUUCUCUUGGUGAUGAAACAAGGAAGGACCCAUUAGAGUUGGAACCAUCUAAUUUAGAGCUUUCUGUAGAUAGUGCAGAUCAGCUUUCAUUCCCCAAAACUGACUUAAAAAAACAAGUGUCUACUUGCCCUGUAGAGCUGUGUGGUGUAGGACAAGCUGAUAGCAGAGGUGAAAAAUGUAAGAACUGGCUAACUUUGCAAGAGAAGAGUUGUGCAGAACAGAUGGAAUCAGACUUGCAUAAAGUGUUCAGAGAGUAUAAAACUAUUCUUGUGAGUGGGGAGUCCUUGAGGCAUAACCCCUCAGAUGAAGAAGAAAUUGAAAUAAGAGAAAAGCAGGAUGCAACUUUAGCUGGUCAUGGUGCAGAGCAAAGUGAGCAUGCCUGUAAUCUAGAGGGGUUUGCUGUUGGCUCCAAAUGUAUGGUGUGGACAUGUCUGAAGUGGUGUGAGGCUCGGAUUUUGGAGAUAUCUGAUGAAGGCACCAAGGUUUUGAAUCUCUCUACUGGCAAUGAGGAGAUAGUGAAUCCUGAGCAUGUUUGGAAUGGCAUUCCUGAAGUGACGAAGAGUCCAUAUGAGGCAGCGUUCCAUGUGACAGAUAAGGAGUGCAAGUUAUCAGUGGAGGGCUCAGAGUUGAAAGGUAGUACUUCUAUUUUUCUUUCUAAACUCCUGCCAUAUGAAGAAUUCAUUGUUAGUUGGAUGUUAAGUAUCUGUCUUUUGUUUCAAAAGGCUAAAAGCAUGAUAUUCUAGUAUAUUAUAAACAGAAUAACUUCCAGCUGUGAAAUGCAAUUGGACUAACUGGUCACUUUCGAAUAAUUUUUUGGGUUCUUCACUAGCAGGUACAGCACAGGCAGUAACAGUGCAAGACCCCCGCAUAUUGCCUUGUCUGGGAGGACUAUCCCUAAGGGGAAAUAGUUCUGUUUUCAUGCCUGGUCAAAUCCUUGGCCUUUCUGCUGAGUGUACCAGUUAUGGCUAUCUCUUUGUACUUUUCCACUUGGAGAAUUGAACUGUGAUCACCAAGUCAGGUCUUGUAGGUCCCCAAAUCUUUGUAAAAUGGUAGUGACUGUCACAUGAAAGUCUUUGUAUCCAUUACUGAUCACCUGAGGCACGUGGUCUCUUUGUAGCUCUUCCCUUAUUUUUGUUCUUUCUUACAAAAAAAAGUACAAGAAACCCUUAUGUCCUUCUGUUUUUUUCUUUGAGAUGAUGGGGUUUAACUUGCAAACUUGUUGACUGAUACUAGAAAUAAAAAGCUUAGCUGGUGAUACUUUCUUCCUGCCUUUUUACAGUGCCUGAAAAAGCUAUUAGCUAAUCUGCUUUUCUCAUUUGAGUCAAAGGUGUAUAAUAGACCUUCCUACAACUAGCAUUGGUUUACUUAAGUUUGUCUGGUUUUUUGCCAGGAUUCUUUUUUUUCAGUACUGUAAUGUACACAUAGAGGAUGGCAACCUACUACUGCUAUCAGGCACUCCAUUAGUUCAAGUGACAGAGAUCUGUGGUGGAUUGAAAGGUGAUUGAAAGGUUCCAACACUGCUUAUUGACAUCUAGAUGGGUCACAUGCCAUGUGAAGGCAUUUCUGUUUUUUUGUUUGUUUGUCUUUUCAGUUUGUUUUCUGAAAAACCCAAGAAAUUACACACAAAACUAUAUUGAAAAAAAUUAUUGAGGCUGCAAUGUCAAGCCCUCAAAAGUGAGGAAAUGCCAUGCUUAAGGUGCAACCUUAAUUUGGCCCCCUUGUGCAUAUGCAUUCUUAUGGUCUUUAAUUACAUGAUCACAAAUUAUUUUUUCCACAGGUCCUUUGCCUCAUUCAGUGUACAGGAUGGUCUUGCUCUGGGGAUGAAUUAGGGUUGUGUGGUAAAGGAGACUGUUGUCUCUUCAACUUCUGCUGCAUUAUUUGUUGCAGAAGUUGAAAGGUGUGUAGUGAAUGAGGCAGUGCAUUGCGGGAAGAGAAAGUGGGUCUGGUGAUCGAGGUAAGUGAAUGCUACCCUGAAGAACCAGAUUCUAUCUUUGCCUGUGCCAUAGAGUCCCUAUGUGAUGCUGGGGUUACACUGGGAUGCUCUUAAACCAAACUUUCCACAGGCAGUCGCUAAUUGUGUUCCAUUUUCUGGAUGCCCAAAUUGAGGCCCUGGUUUCUGAUGUGUUGAUUUCAGUAGAUGUGAAUGCUCAAUAGGAGCUGUGCUUUGAACUUGUAGAGUGCUAUAUAAUGCUAAGUACUCUGAAAAAUCAGAUCCUAGGUGUCUCAGGGCACCCAAAACUAGCUGAUACCUUUGACAUUAUUCUCUGUCUCAACUCCUCAUGUGUAAAAUGCGGAUAUUACCACCCUCCCCAAGAGUGCCAUAGAGGAAUUAAUAAUCCUGUCUUCAGAGCAGGGUAUGAAUAGUGUGUAUUAUAUAAGGAUAAAAUAAAAUAUUGAAUAUCUGAUAAUUGAGCACCAUCCAUCCUGUGCAUAGAAUGAAGCAAGGGUCCUCUUAUCAUGUAAUUAGACCAUCAGAAUGCAUAUGCACAAGGAGUGCACAGGUAACCAUCAUGCUGGUAUUUCCUAACUCUCGAGUGCUUGACUUUCUAACUGUAAUGUCUAUUAACAGUUUUUCUCUGUUUACAAAAAAAAAUUGUGUGCAUGCAUAUGAGAGAGCAAGCGAGGUCUAAUCAGAAUAUCUUAGUCAAAUGUGUAUAAGUCUGCAAAUGGUGGCUGGUUCCCUUUCAUUCAGUCCUAUUAAUGACUGUUUUAAAGAACCUUCAGAUACAAACUGAUCUAUCCACAGAAUGUCAAGUAUCUGAAUGACUGAUCCAAAGUGUACAUGUUACCAGAAUCAACGUUUUAUUGAUAAAACACUAUCUUAAACUACAUUUUAAAAUAUCUACUAUGACUAUCAUGUUCCACCUGCAGGUGGAAUGGGUUAGCUCUUAAACUGAAGACUGUCUUGUAAACAUCGCACACUUGCAUCCAGCUGAAUCACUUCACCUUUGACUAAAGUUCCAGCUGCCUUAGUUAAUAGAUAUUAAUUGUACACAAUAGUCUUUCAAAUGUGUAAUUGUUGGGGUAAACUUAGUACAGGACCAUGAAGUAGACAAAAUUGGUCUGAAAUUGUACUAUAGUCUUUCAGACUACCAAAAAACAUACAGGUCACACUCUUUAUUGACUGUUACUGCGUAAGUAUAUUUUUGUAUCUUCAUGGUCCUAUUCUUACCUCUGUCUUUCUUUCCUCUUUUCCUAGAAAAAAGGGCUAGUUGUGGCUCAGAUAUAAUGGUUGACUCAUAUAUGUUGUCCAGCAGUCCUGAAAAUACCACAGAGUAAGGCUUCUAGUUCACUAUCGUCACGUGUUGGAGAAGAAAAGUCUUAUGACCAUGUAUUUUCCCGAGAUGACUGAAUUAUACAUCGUAGAAAUAUUUUGAGCAUGGUUUUCAAGCAGCUGAGCAAAUAAUGUCUAACUUGUAUGCUAUAUUUCUGUAAUAGCACUUCACACUUGUGUAAGACAACAAAAUGCCUACAUGGAAUCUAUAGAUGUUUUGAUAGUGCUGGCAUCUAGCUUCUUAAAAUUGCGCUGCCUUCAUUUAAGUAAGAAUUUGGGCAGCCCUUGACCAGUGGCGUUUCAGCUAUUGAAUGUUUUAGUCUUUUGCACAAGUAGUUGUAAUAACUAGAUUGUUGUUAAAAUUUUUGCAUAUGUAGAUUGCUUAAACUCUUUAUUUCUAUUGGAACUAUACUUGAUUUAAGUUUGGGUUUGCUUAAAUGAAGGUUAUUCAGAUGUAUACAAACGGCUGUACGUUAUGCAACACUGCUUUCUGAUGAACACUGAGAAGAUUUCU
Messenger RNA from Malaclemys terrapin pileata, 10185 nucleotides. RefSeq names its product tudor domain containing 6 (gene TDRD6). Bases 1 to 7140 code for a protein of 2379 amino acids. The transcript has 4 exons. NCBI's taxonomy places the organism in Eukaryota, Metazoa, Chordata, Testudines, Emydidae. The record is from RefSeq and is a predicted model, not a curated record.